Molecule: messenger RNA, 1008 nt
Organism: Chara braunii
Lineage: Eukaryota; Viridiplantae; Streptophyta; Charophyceae; Charales; Characeae
Source: the annotation of a GenBank genome assembly
GCUCGGAUGCAUCCGAAUUAGACACGGGCGGUGCUAAUACGUUCGACCACCGGAGGAUGGUGUCGACACGUGUCGAUUGGCUGACGGGUGGUUUCAUAGGGUUUAAUGUAACAGGUGUCAUAUUACAGAACGGACCUAUGAUGGACAUGCACGUGUCAGCGACACAGGCGAACGAGAAGCAGACGCUGCGGGAUGGCAACGUCGUCGUCGACUUGGGAGAUGGCCACGAGGUAGAUGGCGACACGAGGGAGAUGGCCACGAGGGAGAUGCCAACUUCGGAGAUGGCCGCGCGGAAGAUGGCAACGCCUGAGAUGGCCGCGCGGGCCAUGGCAAUGCGUGAGAAGGCGAGGCGAGAUAUUUUGACGUGCCGACGGGGUCACGUGGGAUAUAGCCGCGCGAGAGAUGUCGACGCUGGAAAUGGCGACACGGGAGAUGGCGAUGCCGGAGAUGGUGACGCGGGAGAUGGGAACGGGGGAGAUGGCGACGCGAUGCCAAUGCCGGCGGCUAGAGCGGACGGUGAAGGCGCGAUGCUUGCGACAACAGACUUGUGGCGCAAAUUCGCGGAAUGUUAUCGUCGUCGUUCAAAUGGCGGAUGCAUCCGUGCGGGCCCUGAAAGGACAGGUGGGCGGGAAACUUUCCGCGAACGGGUGCAUGGGAAUCGUGGAUAGGUUGCGAUCGGGCGGGUGCAAUACGCGCGGAGGGGGGACAUUUCAAGAUGGGCCCUGUGAAAUUGUCAUUUGCCGGGAAAUUUUCGUUCGGAGGCCGCGAACACAUUUGCGGCCUCCGAUAAACAUACGUGGGCGGGAAUGUUCUCGGUAGCUGCUCCAUACCGGCGGUCGAUUGACCCCGAUCGAGCGGUUGGAACAGGGCAGCCGUCCCUCAACGGUCACGGACAGGGCGAUUUCCAGACGGGACGGUCCGAAAAAAAUGGGAGGGCCCACCCUAUGACACAGCUCCCAACGCGACCCCCGGUCAGCAACGCACGUGCCAUUUCGCAGCACGAAUCGG